AUGGCCGUCUCAGGGGAUCUCGAGGCUCCCGCCGUCAUUAACGACCCAACCACUGACGAUGCCACUGUCGAAAAGAAGGAAUACGCCGAUGGGACACCGGCAAAUGACCCUUUUGGAAAUGAAGAAUGUGGAGAGGUCAAAUAUCGUAUCAUGUCGUGGUGGCAAUGUGGAACAUUGAUGGUUGCCGAGAAUAUCUCGCUCGGGAUUCUGUCUCUGCCAUCAGCCGUGGCGACGCUGGGGAUUGUCCCAGCUGUGAUUCUGCUUCUUGGAUUGUCCGGAAUCUCAUGGUACACCGGCUAUAUCAUGGGCCAGUUCAAACUCAGGUUCCCAAUGGUUCAUAGCAUGGGUGAUGCUGGAGAGCUGCUGAUGGGUCGCUUUGGACGCGAGUUAUUCGGCAUCGGCCAGCUCCUGUUUUUGAUCUUCCUGAUGGCCAGUCACAUUCUCACCUUCACCGUGCUCUUCAACACCAUCACCGACCACGGAACCUGUACCAUUGUCUUUGGAGUGGUUGGAUUGGUGGUGAGCUUCAUCGGAGCCCUGCCGCGGACGAUGGGUAAAGUGUAUUGGAUGUCCAUGGCGUCCUGCAUCAGUAUUGUGACAGCCACCAUGGUGACCAUGAUAGCCAUCGGAGUGCAAGCCCCAGAUGAUGUCCACGUGGAUGUGACCACAGAUGUCUCUUUCCAGGAUGCCUUCCUGGCCGUGACCAACAUCAUCUUCGCUUACAUCGCUCAUGUCGCCUUCUUCGGAUUCAUCUCUGAGAUGCAUGAUCCUCGGGACUUCCCCAAAUCCCUGACUAUGCUCCAGGUCGUCGACACCAGCUUGUACAUCGUGACUGCUAUGGUCAUCUACCGCUAUGCUGGCCCCGAUGUGGCGUCUCCCGCUCUCUCGUCCGCUGGACCUCUGAUGAAGAAGGUUGCAUACGGCCUGGCUAUUCCCACGGUGGUUAUUGCCGGUGUAGUGUUUGGCCAUGUGGCGUGCAAGUAUAUCUACGUGCGCAUCUUCCGAGGUUCCGCCCAUAUGCACCAGAACAGUUUCCUGGCCAUCGGGACAUGGGUGGCCAUCGCGUUGAGCGUAUGGGUUGUCGCAUGGGUGAUCGCCGAGUCAAUUCCCGUGUUCAACGAGCUGCUGAGUUUGAUCAGCUCCUUGUUUGGAAGUUGGUUCAGUUACGGAUUGCCCGCCAUCUUUUGGCUCGUUAUGAAUAAGGGCCGCUGGUUGUCAUCACCCUCCAAGAUUUUGUUGACCAUCGUCAACAUUCUCAUUCUGGGAUUCGCUUGUGCCAUCUGUGGCAUGGGUCUCUACGUCUCGGGUAAAUCGAUCCAUGACAGUUCAUCCAAGGCAAGCUGGACUUGCAAAAACAACGCCAUCUAG
This is a messenger RNA of Aspergillus thermomutatus, 1368 nucleotides long. RefSeq names its product putative amino acid transporter. NCBI's taxonomy places the organism in Eukaryota, Fungi, Ascomycota, Eurotiomycetes, Eurotiales, Aspergillaceae. The transcript is spliced from 10 exons. Gene Ontology annotation, cellular component: vacuolar membrane. Gene Ontology annotation, molecular function: amino acid transmembrane transporter activity. The record is from RefSeq and is a predicted model, not a curated record. Gene Ontology annotation, biological process: amino acid transmembrane transport. The coding region runs from base 1 to 1368 and encodes 455 amino acids.